UCUCGCUCCUCCCCAACUGAGGGACGAUGGCCAGGCCCUGGCAGGCCCCACGACCCCUGCUGGCCAUUCUGGUGACUCUGGUGGCCUUCACCUACCAAGCAGGGAAGAAAACCUUUAUAGAUAUCCAUGAAGUGUCCCCAGAGGAUAACCACGUGCCUGGCAUCUUGAACUUUACCAUCAACAAGUAUAACCAGGAAAGUGACGACGCGUACAAUUUCAGGGUCUUCCGAAUCCUGAAGAUCCAGAAGCAGAUAACUGACCAUAUGGAGUACCACUUGAACAUGGAGAUUCGGCGGACCACCUGCCGAAAGCUAGAGACGACCAACUGUAAACUCCAGCAAGGGCAGCUUUACAAGAAAUUCACGUGCAACUUCACAGUGUUUACUGUACCCUGGUUUGACGAGUAUGAAAUUCUGAAAAAAAACUGCAGCAGUAAGUAGCUACAUGUCCACAAGCACACACCUGUGCUCGCUGCAGCUG
Molecule: messenger RNA, 480 nt
Organism: Microcebus murinus (gray mouse lemur)
Lineage: Eukaryota; Metazoa; Chordata; Mammalia; Primates; Cheirogaleidae
Gene: CST11
Product: cystatin 11
Biological process (GO): defense response to Gram-negative bacterium
Cellular component (GO): sperm head; cytoplasm; nucleus
Molecular function (GO): cysteine-type endopeptidase inhibitor activity
Source: RefSeq, a predicted model, not a curated record